AUGAAUCAGGCAGUCAAGGUUUUACAGCUCUUUAAAACACUGAACAGGACCAGACAACAAGUUUUUAAAAAUGAUGCCAGAGCAUUAGAAGCAGCCAGAAUAAAGAUAAAUGAAGAAUUCAAAAAUAAUAAAAGUGAAACUUCUCCUAAGAAAAUAGAAGAGCUAAUGAAAAUAGGUUCUGAUGUUGAAUUGCUACUCAGAACAUCUGUUAUACAAGGUAUUCACACCGGCCACAAUACACUGAAACUGGUCCCUAGGAAAGACCUUCUUAUAGAAAAUGUGCCAUAUUGUGACACACCAACUCGGAAGCAAUGAGUUUUCUAGGAUAAAAUAAGUCUUUGCACUUUUUCACUUUAAAAUCUGUAACACUGGCAAAAUCCUGGGAAUGUAGACAUCUUUCUCUGAACUGGCAUAUUGAAGAUGAAUGAAUUACAGAAUAACUUUAUAUUUAAAUUUCAUGUUGAAAGGUCAUUACUGAGAACUGAAGAACAUAAUUAAGUAUUUCUAAAGGAAAUA
Messenger RNA from Saimiri boliviensis boliviensis (Bolivian squirrel monkey), 516 nucleotides. The record is from RefSeq and is a predicted model, not a curated record. NCBI's taxonomy places the organism in Eukaryota, Metazoa, Chordata, Mammalia, Primates, Cebidae.